UUGAGCAAGCAAGUGUCCUCUGCAAGAGGUUGAAACAGGGCAGGGUAAAAAAGACCCAGCAGGCUGUGCUUUUAAAAGACCCGAGGAGACUAUAAAAGUGGUUUCAUGCCCGCUGCAGUAAAGGCUCGGCUCGAUAUGCGCACAGACAGACGGAGGUAGGCAGAGCAGAUAGAGAAAGGGGGACAACACACACUCCACAACACCCACACACGCAGUAUUCAAGCUUUAUUUUCAAAUGUCGCCUCUCUGUCAUAGGUAGAGACUAUCGAGAAGAGGGAGUUUAUAGGGCAGCAAUUUCCUUUAGUUCUCUUAGGAUUUUAAGACAGGUUUUACACAUAAACGAGUGGCAUCGUAGUCUACAGAAGUGCACGUUUGCUAGGAUGCGCGUCUUGUCCAGCCGGCCCUGUGCUGUUUGACACAUUUCCCCUAACGAGCUGGAUUCACUAACCGGUCUAUUUUCUUAUCGGGGGAAGUUGGGCUCAUUUAAACUUUUCUGGCCGUACUUUUGAUGCCACGGAAAUGGGACCGCGCCAACGGGAGAGCGUGUCCGCGCUUUGUAGAAAAAGUUUGCUUUGGACUGUGCUGAUACUCUGGCUGACCACGUUUGUUGACGGGACCUGGAAGACGGGACUUUACAAAACCUACUCAGUCGGGACGCAGGCAGCAGCCUCUCACACCUCCGUCUAUCAGAAAAGGAACUGGUGUCCUCAUACGGUCACUAAGACAGUGACUUGCCAGGUGCAGAAUGGGACGGUCCUGCAGCGGGUCUACCAGACGUGCCGCUGGCCACAGGGAUGUACAGGAGGCAGCUACAGGACUGUGGUCAGACCUUCCUAUAAAAUGGUGUAUCGCACUGUGACCUCUCUGGAGUGGAAAUGCUGUCCAGGAUUCAGCGGCGCUACCUGUGAAGAAGAUGCAGGGAACCAGCUUGUAGCUCAAGAGGCAGUGAGGAAAUCAUCCACGCUUCGCCGCCCGCCCACACGCACAGGAGAGCCAAUCUCUAAUUGUCUCAACUGCAGUCGAAUCACAGCUUUGACUGACCGGCUGAGCUCACUGGAAGCGAAGGUCCAAUUACUUACUGUCCCAGCCUCCAUAUCACAUCGCCACCUUCAGGGUAAAGGAGCAACUGCACCAGAGGCCUCAUUACUGAUGGGGGCUGUGCCCACUCAGGGAGCUCCUGGUGAGCAGGGACCUGCAGGUCCUCAGGGUGAAAAGGGGAGAGAUGGCCUUCCUGGCAAAGAAGGGAAGCCAGGGUCUCGAGGGCUGCCAGGUCCCAGUGGGCCUCGGGGGGAGGCCGGGACAAGGGGCCCAUCUGGAAGCCCUGGUUUGAAGGGAUCCUCGGGACCUGCAGGCCCCCGUGGUCCUCCAGGCCUUCCCGGAGAGAGGGGUCUACCAGGCCCGCCUGGCCCUCCAGGGCCUCCAGCUCCAGCCAGUGCCCACAUCCCAGAACCAGACCACAGUCGUGGAAAAGACCCCUUUUUCAGCAACACUUUCCAUGACUCACGAGGGUUGCCUGUUCCAGGACCUCAGGGUCCCCCUGGGCCUAUCGGUCCACCAGGUCCCAAAGGCCCAGUAGGACCUCCUGGCCCAUCAGGACAGAAUGGGAAAUCUGGAGCCCCUGGAACGCAGGGCCCUGUGGGGCCAAAGGGAGAACGUGGGGAGAGGGGUCCUUUAGGUUACCCAGGAGAGAGGGGCUUCAGAGGCGAGCCGGGAUCAGCGGGUCCCAAGGGAGAGCCAGGAGAGAAGGGCUUGCCGAGCAAUCUAAAUGGGGACGGAAUACAUCAGAUCAGAGAGGCGCUGAAGAUCUUAGCCGAGAGGGUUUUAAUCCUUGAGACUAUGAUCGGUAUUCAUGAGCCUGAUCUAGGGUCUGGGGAUGGACCGUUUGGCACAGCCUCCCCUAGUUUCUACAGAGAUAAGCGAGCAGGUGCGCUUCCAUAUCGACUUGCUUCUCCUCUGUCCUCCAACACCAAGGUUCGAGGGAAGUAGCUCCCCCGCUCACCCUGAGGAUCACAGGCUGGGUUGACUCCCCCUCCUAUAGGUCUCAUCGGCACUCAACAGCUUUAGACCUUAUCUGAUACGCUCUCUGGGCUUUACCGUAAGAUUUAGGAUGGGGAACACCUCAGGGAAACUCCACUGAUACUCCACAAUGCCCUCCAUCUGGAACCUGAGAACUAGUUUGACCCCCCACCCAUCGCCAUAACCAAACAUUUAUCUUUACAUAACACACCCAGCAGCUCCUUCUGUGUCUCAUUUCUUUGGCUACAGAAGUAAAGCCUCAGAAUAAAGAUGUUUACUAUUU
Messenger RNA from Perca fluviatilis (European perch), 2299 nucleotides. It is a transcript of the gene emid1, whose product is annotated as EMI domain containing 1. The record is from RefSeq and is a predicted model, not a curated record. Bases 520 to 1986 code for a protein of 488 amino acids. NCBI's taxonomy places the organism in Eukaryota, Metazoa, Chordata, Actinopteri, Perciformes, Percidae. The transcript is spliced from 17 exons. Gene Ontology annotation, molecular function: protein binding.